CAGGAGCUGUUAAGAUUGACUUCUCGUUGCUCGCUUCAUGCCCCCGUUCUUUCCGGGUCACCGGGUGGCAUUCACAGUUCACACCAUACGACUUUGUUCGCUUCAGUGAUUAGCAUCCACCAGACGCCAUCCGCCAUCACUACUCAAUGUCCGGUUACGACGAGUGCGCACGACAGUUGGGCGAGAUGGAACUGCAGACUCGAUUGCCGUUUCAAAGCUAUGUCCCGCCGCGGUUUUGUCCCGCUGUCGACGGCGUGCUAUGGAGCCGCAUCCGCCCGGCGGAGGAAGACGACGGUUCUCAAUCGCCCAUUCUCAGCAUCCUCGAGUUCACACUGAUGCCCGGCGUCAACGUCCACGACCAGUCAAGGCCACCCGGAAAACUCUGGGAUGCCGCAUUGCGUUACAUCGGCUCUAUCCCCGGCUGCUGCGCUAUUGAAUGGGGUCCGAGACUGGACCGUGACAAUCCUCCGACCGGGAUCGCGUAUACGUCCAUAUUAUGCACACUUCACUGGGACACCACGGCCGCCUGGCGGGCCUUCCAAUACUCCCUGGGCUUUACCCCUCUCGUGGGGAUGCUAGCUUCCGACGUUUCAAAUUGCUGCGCGAAGCUAAGCGCAUCAGGCGCCCGGAUAUUUGGGGGGCAACGCCGAGAUGGAGCCGCUGUGGUCGAUGUGGUCUCGGUCGUCUUGGACGCCGAAGACGCGUCGUUUCCAACCCGCCGGUCCGCUCUGGAAGACGACUGGAAUACGCUAGUCGAUUUGGUGACCAAAGGGCAUGAUGGCCUCCGACACUCGUAUGCUGUCUGGCUCGAGAACAACGCUUCGUCAUUUCUCGGUCCGGUUCAGGCUGAAGCCGCCGCCGCAACCAGGCUGAACCACUUCAUGGCGUUUCUUGCCUGGGAUGGGGCACAGUACGACAGCCAUCCCAUCGAGGAGUUGUGUGACAGAUUACGAGGCUCGCUAUCGUCCUCUCAAGCACCCAACGGGCCAAUCAUUUCCAGAAAAGCAGUCCAGCUCGUCAGCGAAAUGCCCCGACAAGAAGACUAUCACGAUCCACCGCGACAUCCACUCGCGCCGCACAGCUUGGCUUCCAUCCUCAAAGCGGAUUUUCCGCGACAGUGUAGCGCCGACCUCGCAAACCUCAGGGAGCAUGCACAGCGGACGCUUGAUUGUAGUAUCAACGACGCGAGGGCAAGGGUGCGGCUGUUCCCCGCUCCGCGGGGCUCAUUCAUAUCUCAGGGCGAGCUCUACGAGGGCAGGAUGCCCAUGAUACCGGGAAGGUGGCGCAGGGGAGGAUACUUCAAUCGUGGCUACCAUUUCGUCGACGUCGUUUGGAUACAGCUCAAAGCCCGUGCUCCCAAGACUCAAGGUCCUCACAUUUAUACCCGGUUAAAGAACGAGAUUGGCGCUUUGCCAGGAUUUGUCCAGGCCUUUUGGGCUCGCGAUGUUCAGGACAAGGCGAAACUCGCCGUGCUAAUAGUCUGGGAGGACCAGCAGGCGAGAGGACCCGCGUUACACGAGUAUAGCCGGAUACUGGACGACCUUGCCGCAUCGUCAGUACACCUGGCCGCCCCUUUAACACACCAGACCCUCACCAUGCCACGAAACGGGAUGCGUCCAUGGCUUGGCAACGGGCGGGUAAAGUAUCUCGAGUUGGUCUGCUUUCGCGUUCAACCGGGCCUGCUUGAGCGCGAGCUCUUCGAACAUGCCUAUGCCGCUUUUGCAAACAUGACGAAAGCUUCGGACAUAGCGGGGAUCCCUACCGCGUGUUCGGUCAUUAAGGAUGCUGGAGGCUGGCAGCUUGCCGAACCUGAAGCCGCUGACGGUUCGGACUUCCAGCUCUUCACGGGAGUUCUGACUUGGCAAAGCCCAGAGGCAAGGCAAGAGUGGUAUGAAGAGUUGGUCAGGCUCUCUAGCUGGUCGUAUGAGAUGUUUGGCCAUAAGCUCGAUGCCCUAAAGAUCUUGGCCGCUGGAGGAGUUACCGCGAGUUUCCUGGAGAUGCAGAAAGGGUACUACUAGGUAAGUGAGAAUCUGUUUGCUUCACUGGGCGAGUGAAAGACCUGUCCGCGGUCCAGAACACUGCAUCUUCAGAAGAACACGUGAUAUCUCAGCAGCCACGGCAAUACCCAGAUUAUUUCUGGCUUACGCCAUGCCAUGUCACGACGAUAGGAACUCGUAACAGAUGGCA
Canariomyces notabilis is the source of this 2187-nucleotide messenger RNA. RefSeq lists its product as uncharacterized. NCBI's taxonomy places the organism in Eukaryota, Fungi, Ascomycota, Sordariomycetes, Sordariales, Chaetomiaceae. Bases 147 to 2018 code for a protein of 623 amino acids. The record is from RefSeq and is a predicted model, not a curated record. The transcript has 3 exons.